AAAUGCAUAUAUUGAACAUCGCUCAACAUUGGGCUACUUGUUCAGUCUCAACGUAAGAUCAAACUUCUAGUCCGCCAUGGCCACCAUAAAAUUCAAAGAAGCUUCGCCCUACGUUCAGCCCACACCGACGCCGCCACCAGAGGACUACCUGUACAAGAUCUACGAAGACAAUGUAGCCUUAAAGUCAAGCAGAACAGGUGAGAAAGUUCUGAAUUUGGCUAUUUUUGGACUUGGCCGUGCCGGAACCAUUCACUUAUCAUCUUUGGCUCGCAAUCCUCGUGUUAAGAUUAUCUAUGUUGUCGACGAUGUCGAAUCCAAGUGGGCAGCUUUGAAGGAGUUCUGGGGACUCAAUGACGCUACUUUCCUAAACAGUAAACAGUCCAGCGCUGUGUUCAAGGAUCCCAAAGUUGACGUUGUUGUCGUCGCUUCUCCAACUUUCACUCAUGAGGAAAUCGUGGUUGAAUCUUUAAAAGCUAAGAAGGCUGUCUUCUGCGAAAAACCCAUUGCCGAGUCGCGUGAAAAUAGUGUCAAGUGCUACGAAACCGCCAAGGCUGUUGGAAAGCCACUCUUCUGUGCUUUCAACAGGCGUUUCGACCCAAGCUACGGUGCGGUGAGGCAACGUGUGCAAAAAGGUGAAGUCGGCCAUGUUCAAACCAUCAAAGUUUGCUCCCGGGACUCUCCGCUACCUUCUAUUGAGUACCUGAGAACUUCAGGCGGUAUCUUCCACGACUGUAUGGUCCAUGACAUUGAUAUGAUGACUUGGAUCAUUGGAGAAUACCCCAUUAAGGUUGCCGUACAAGCACACACUCACAUUCCUGAAAUCAAAGCUUUGGACGAUCACGACACUGUCGCCGCUACCCUCUACUUCCCCUCGGGAACUUUAGGAAUAGUUGAUCUGUCCCGAAACUGCAAUUAUGGUUACGAUCAGCGAUUGGAAGUUUUCGGUCCCAAGGGUAUGCUCACAGCCACCAACGAGCAGCCGAUUCACUGUGUCGAAACUCAGUAUGGAUUAAAUGGGCUUACCACCGCACCGAUUUGGUACAGCUUCCCUAGUCGUUACCGCAAUGCUUAUCAGACGGAAAUGGAGCACUUCUUAGACAUCGUUCAUGGAAAGGCAGAAUCAAUUGUUGACUACAGAGAAACUCUGGCAGUCAGUAAGAUUGCGACAGCUUGUGAGGAGUCUGCUCGCAGCGGAAAAAUGGUCGAGAUCAAAUGGGGAGCGGACGAACUCCCAAAGAAAAAUUAGUUAUGUAAAAAUGUACUUUUUCACCAAUAAUAAACUUUCUAAGUAUAUAUCGUCACAGUUACCAAUUAGUAAUACCGACUGUGCUGCAUGCGUGGGAAUCAUAAUCUCAACGAAAUUAGUACAAGUACCACAAUAAAAUUA
Molecule: messenger RNA, 1387 nt
Organism: Diprion similis
Lineage: Eukaryota; Metazoa; Arthropoda; Insecta; Hymenoptera; Diprionidae
Product: inositol 2-dehydrogenase-like
Exons: 4
Coding region: 77-1246 (389 amino acids)
Biological process (GO): NADPH regeneration
Cellular component (GO): cytoplasm
Molecular function (GO): oxidoreductase activity; nucleotide binding
Source: RefSeq, a predicted model, not a curated record